This is a messenger RNA of Parathielavia appendiculata, 2088 nucleotides long. RefSeq lists its product as uncharacterized. Bases 1 to 2088 code for a protein of 695 amino acids. The transcript is spliced from 3 exons. Gene Ontology annotation, biological process: porphyrin-containing compound biosynthetic process. NCBI's taxonomy places the organism in Eukaryota, Fungi, Ascomycota, Sordariomycetes, Sordariales, Chaetomiaceae. Gene Ontology annotation, molecular function: protoporphyrinogen oxidase activity, oxygen as acceptor. The record is from RefSeq and is a predicted model, not a curated record.
AUGUACAUUACCAGUCCGCGCUGCGUAGCGCGCAUUCGAAGCAGCUAUGGCGCCGGUCAGAGCACUUCGCGGACAUGGCAUCGAUUCUUGGCUUCGCAAGGCACUCGACUUACACGAAGCCAGCACCAUCUCUCGGCAGCAUCGCCGACAACACGGCCUGCACAACGAGGAUCGGUCGUUACCAUCCCGCCGGUAUGCAAAUACCAGAGUAGCAGACACUACAUAGCUGUCUCCAAGACGCAGUCCCCGCGCAACAUCGCCGUCAUCGGCGGCGGACUGACGGGGCUCACCACAGCGUGGUACCUUACACGCCUGCUGCCUAAGGCCAAAAUAACCAUCUUCGAUGCCCGGGAGAAUUUGGGCGGCUGGAUAGACACAGUCAAACAUGAGGUUGAAACCCCCGACGGCAGGAAAGGCACUGUGCUCUUCGAGCGCGCCGCCCGCAUGGUCAAGCCCCAACCUUCCGCGCCAACGAAGGUCCCGAAAUGGGACGACCUGGUGUUUUAUGACCUGGUCACGAAGCUCAACCUCACCGAUCAACUUAUGUCCUCGAAACAGGCUGACGAGACUGUCCUCGGGUUCAUCUACUACCCCGACCACCUAGUCCCGAUCCCCAUCGUGUUCAUAAAGCCCUUCAUCGACCCCAUAGGCACCCUCAAGUCGCUUGCCAAUCUCGCAUCGGCUCUGACCGAGCCCGUGUUUCGAGACUUCAUCCCUGCCAUCAUCAGCAUCUUUCGAACCAAGGACCCAUAUCGGAUGGACAUGUUCAAAGGGCGAACAGAUAUGUCCGUGGGGGACUACUUUGCUUCCCGCUUUGGCGGCCCGGGCUUGGUGGAUAAGGUCCUCUCAGCUGUGAUUCACGGCGUCACCGGCGGGGACGUGUGGAAAAUGAGCAUGGGGAGCGGCGGCCUGGCGGACCAGCUCGUGCCCCGCGACGGCUUGCCCAUCACCAAAACCCCAGUACGGAUGGCCGACUAUGAAAUGAUGGUACAGUUGGCCGCGGACAAGGCCGUGUUCAAUCUAGCCUCGAAGCACCUCGAGUCGGGUGCUCUCUGGUUUCGGGACGGCUUCAGCACGCUUGGUAAUGCGCUCGCCAAGGCACUGAAAGCCAACCCCAACGUCACUGUCAAGUCGAACGAACCCGUCACGGAAAUUAGGUACAUCGAUAGCCUUGACCAGCCCUUUUUCACCCAGGUCUCCUCCAAAUCCGGUACGCAACGCUACGACAAAGUAGUCUCAACCAUCUACGCCAAGUGCCUCCAUGAGAUCGCCACCCCCAAGCUCCCCUCCCUCGCAUCCUCUGAAGCCGUCACUAUCAUGCUCGUCAACCUCUGGUACCCCGUCCCACACGCCAACUUCCCCCACAACGGCUUCGGCUACCUCAUCCCGCAAGCUACCCCCUACUCCCAAAACCCAGAGUGUUUACUGGGCGUGAUCUUCGACUCGGACCGCGAAUUCCCCCUCCCCACGCCCACCAACCCCAAGCCCACCAACCGCGGCGCCGACACGCUCCAGGGCACCAAACUCACCGUCAUGAUGGGCGGCCACUACUGGGACUCGCUACCUCCAACUUCCCUCCCGACGCCCCAGGAAGCGAUCGAGCAAGCCAAGCGCGCCGUCGCCCGCCACCUGAAAUUUUCUCCGGAACUCUCCGACGCCGCCCACGGCAGCGCCAAGCUCUGCACCGACUGCAUCCCGCAACAUCUCGUCGGCCACGCGGCGCGCAUGCGCGCCGCCCACGGCGAGCUCGAGUGGGGCUUCAAGGGCCGGCUGGCCGUCGCCGGCCAGUCGUACCAGAGCCCCGGCGUGCUGAGCAUGCUGCGCGCGGGCAGGGACGUGGCGAUGCAGAUUGCCGGGCGGCAGGUCAUCAGUAGGCAGCGCGCGGACGGUGAUGGGGACGCCGGCGGUCACGGUGGAGGGGAGAUAGAGAUGGCACCGUGGACGGUCGGGGAUACCGGGCUCGAAAGGUUCACUAGGCCGCCUGUGAUCCAGGCCAUGGAGAAGGCGUUAUUGCCGUUAAGGUAUAACAGUGGGGCGAUUGUGGACGAGAGCGGCUGUGUCGUUCCGAGGGUUGGGGGGGCUGGGUAG